UAAAACGAUAUUCCGGUUUGCAGAAGCAGUAGCAGCGGCGGCAGUAGCAGCAGCAUGGCAUCAGAUAGCACCAUGGACAACGUUAACGGCAGCGAGGCGGCCUCACUGAACGGGGAGCCGGUGGUGAAGCGGCCGCGGGAGGCUUCUCAGCUCGAGUCGUCGCUGCGCAUCCCCAAAGAGCCGCAGAACAAAGUGACCGUGGUGCUGGGUGCGCAGUGGGGCGACGAGGGGAAAGGAAAAGUUGUGGACUUGCUCGCAAUGGAUGCGGAUAUCGUGUGCAGGUGUCAGGGAGGAAACAAUGCAGGUCACACAGUGGUUGUGGACUCGGUGGAGUAUGACUUCCACUUGCUGCCCAGUGGAGUGCUCAACAAGAAGGCUGUCUCCUUUAUUGGAAAUGGAGUUGUGAUUCACCUUCCUGGUCUGUUUGAAGAGGCGGAGAAAAACCUGCAGAAAGGCAAAGGACUACAAGGUUGGGAGGAGAGAUUAAAGAUCUCGGAUCGUGCUCACAUCGUGUUCAACUUCCAUCAAUCUGCAGAUGGGAUCCAGGAGCAGCAGCGGCAGCAACAAGAAGGCAAAAAUUUGGGAACCACUAAAAAAGGCAUCGGCCCCGCCUACUCCUCCAAAGCUGCACGUAAUGGUCUGCGAAUCUGCGACCUCGUGUCAGAUUUCAAGGCCUUUGAGGACAAGUUUCGUGUGUUGGCAGAGCAUUUCCUGAACAUGUAUCCAAACCUUAAAAUUGACAUUGAUGGUGAACUGAAACAGCUAAAGGAAUAUGCUGAGAGACUGCGCCCUCUUGUGACGGAUGGUGUGUACUUCAUGCACAAAGCUCUUAAUGGACCCAGUAAGAAGAUCCUGGUGGAGGGAGCUAAUGCUGCUCUGCUGGAUAUUGACUUUGGGACGUAUCCUUUUGUGACGUCGUCCAACUGCACUGUGGGAGGAGUGUGCACUGGUCUUGGUGUGCCCCCAUCAUACGUCGGCCGAGUAUACGGUGUUGUCAAAGCCUACACAACCCGGGUGGGCGUUGGUGCUUUCCCAACAGAGCAGAAUAAUGAGACUGGGGACCUGUUACAGUCCAGAGGGAGGGAGUUUGGUGUGACAACAGGCAGGAGGAGGCGCUGUGGUUGGCUGGACCUGAUUUUGGUCAGAUACGCCCACAUGGUCAACGGCUUCUCUGCGAUUGCCUUGACGAAGUUGGACAUUUUGGACACUCUGCCUGAGAUUAAAGUUGGUGUGGCUUAUAAAGUUGAUGGAGAACCUCUGCCAAGUUUCCCUGCAAACAUGGACGUUUUGACGCGGGUUACCGUGGACUAUGAGACGCUGCCUGGCUGGUGCUGCAGCACGGAGGCAGCCCGCAGCUUCGAUGAGCUGCCGCCGCACGCUCAGAGUUACAUCCACUUCAUUGAGAACUUCCUGCAGUUGCCAGUGAAGUGGGUUGGAGUGGGCAAGUCCAGAGAGAGCAUGGUCAAACUGUUUUGAUCACACACCCGUAGUUCUCCUCCUCCUCAACGCCAUGAUAACUUCAGGUAUCAGUAGGAUUAUCAGAGGAGUUUAAACUAUACAGACUUUAUCCUAAAGUAAAGGACUAUCACCAGCAAGGCUAUUUGUCAAACCUUUAGUCGCUGCUUGUAUUUCACAUUUACAGUAAUUGUUCCCUAGGUAUAAUUUAUGCAUUCCACAAGUUUUCCAUGUGUUCAUUUUUAAAACCUGGUACAAAUGGAUCGGUCCCUCUUUAUUCCAUUACCCAGAAAAGCACACUGUUUAUUUUUUUAGCAUUUGGCAAAUACCCUUUACUGAAAUCUGUUCACAAUGCGAUUGUUUUUUUGUGGUUUUACAUACAGUAUAUUUGAAUAACGAUUAAAAACACCUUCAUAAUAGUUAAAGGAACAUCACAAUAAAGUGAGAGAUUAUUUUUAGAUUUUGUGAAGAGAUGUUGGAGGGAAUGAUUUGGAAACCACAAUAUGAUCAGUAUAAUUUUCUAUUGAACAGUUUUAAACUAUGAAGAAAAAUGCAUCUCACUUAGUGUUUGUAACAGUGCUUAGUGCUUUUAAAUCACUGUCAAGAAAUAAAUGAACUCAAAGGACAUUAUUUUCAUAACAGGACAGUAUUGGUUAGUGUUUAAAUGCAAAUAAAAACUCACCAAGACAUAUUACAAUAAUGACAUUUUGUUCCUUUUGUCAAUGAAGCAAAAAUACUCGUAUUCAGCUUGCAAUGAUCAAUGAAAAUAAACUUUAACGUGUAGUGUUUCAUGACUACAGUCAUUUUUACACGGUAAAUAUCUCUGCAUUAAAAAAAAAAAGGACGUUUUUGAGAAGGAAGUGUAAUUAAUCUGUCUCAGGUUUUAACACAAGUGUAAGGGAUUAAACCAGACUGCUUUAAUGACAGUGUUUUCUGCUCCUGAUGUUUAUCAUCAUUUUAAUAUUCUACUUUCAUUGUUGGUGUUUGUUAGUAAUAAAAAAAAAAGAAAGAAAAAAAGCUGGUGGUUGAUGGGAUGUACCUCUGGGAAAUCCAGUGGUGGUUUGUUAGAGACCAAAAAUCAUGAAUUAAUGAAUGAAUGUUCCACUCGUUCAUCAGGUGGCUGAGAUAUGGGACGAAAUGAUGCUAAUGUUUCUUCAUGUUUACUGGAUGUUUAAAUAGGCAAAGGGUAAUAAAAAGAUGUGUAAAUAAA
Molecule: messenger RNA, 2665 nt
Organism: Solea solea (common sole)
Lineage: Eukaryota; Metazoa; Chordata; Actinopteri; Pleuronectiformes; Soleidae
Gene: adss2l
Product: adenylosuccinate synthase, like
Exons: 13
Coding region: 55-1476 (473 amino acids)
Biological process (GO): 'de novo' AMP biosynthetic process; IMP metabolic process
Cellular component (GO): cytoplasm
Molecular function (GO): adenylosuccinate synthase activity; GTP binding
Source: RefSeq, a predicted model, not a curated record